AGCUGCGAGAAGACGUGAAAAAGCUUUGCUCAUCUUUCCGGAUUACUAAAUAAAAGCAUCAUGACGGAGAGUAGCCCUAAAAAGAGAGCAAUUUCCACCCUCGACCAGCUUAAAAACAUGACUGUUGUGGUCGCUGACACUGGAGAUUUUGCCGCGAUGGCAAAAUUUAAACCAACAGAUGCCACAACCAACCCCUCUCUGAUUUUGGCUGCUGCUAAUAUGGAGUCCUACCAAGGAUUGAUUACAGAAGCCAUUGAAUAUGCUAAGAGUGCUGGAGGAUCAAUUGAAGAGCAAGUCACAAAUGCGAUGGACAAAGUUUAUGUAAAUUUUGGAUGUGAAAUACUGAAAAUUAUCCCUGGUCGAGUAUCAACAGAAGUUGAUGCAAGGUUAUCGUUUGAUAAAGAGGGCUCCAUUGCCCGAGCCAGGAAGCUGAUAGAUCUAUACAAAAAGGCAGGAAUCUCCAAAGAAAGGAUACUAAUCAAACUCUCAUCAACCUGGGAGGGAGUGGAAGCUGCAAGGGUCUUGGAGAGUGAAUAUGGAAUCCAUUGUAAUAUGACAUUACUAUUCAAUUUUUAUCAGGCAGUAGCUUGUGCAGAAGCUAAGGUGACACUUAUUUCUCCGUUUGUGGGUAGAAUUUUUGAUUGGUAUGUCAAGAACACAGAUCAAAAGUCUUACAGCAUGUUAGAAGAUCCUGGUGUUAAAAGUGUGACAAAGAUUUACAAUUACUAUAAGAAGUAUGGUUACAACACAGUAGUGAUGGGUGCUUCCUUCAGAAAUACAGAUCAGAUACUGGGACUGGCAGGAUGUGAUCUUCUCACCAUAUCGCCCUCAUUGCUGGAUAAAUUGCAACAGUCAACAGAGGAAGUCAAGCCAUAUCUGUCAAAGAAACAAGCUCAGAAUUUGGACAUUGAGGAGGUCACAGUGGAUGAGAAUAAAUUCAGGUGGGAAAUGAACGAGGAUGCCAUGGCAACAGAGAAGCUUGCAGAGGGAAUCAGGAAGUUUGGAGCAGAUGCCAUUAAACUGGAAAACAUGCUGAAGGAAAAAUUACUUCAGUGAAGCACAUAUUAUCUCAAAACCUAUACGGAACUCUGUUUUGCUAUAUUAUUGUUGUUAGGAAUCUGCUAAUAUGCUGAUUUGGAGAGACUGCAACACAGUGUUCUAUUAUUUAUCAUUUACCAUACCUUUUUUGUCAUUUUUUUAUUUAUGAAAUGAAUUGUAAGUAGAUUAUCAUGUGAUUUCAAUAGACUGAGUUUUUAUAAUUAAUGAUAUAUAUAUUAAAAUGUUCAAUUAAUUUUAUGUUCUAUUUACUUUAGCCUAGGAGCUGCAUUCAGUUUUGACCUUACCUUUCACAGACUUUGAUGCAAAGUAAAGGAUAAAAGAUAUACAUCUAUUUAUUUGGGGAAAUAGUUUUGAGUGAUCUCUUUGUACUAAGAUAUUUUUAGAAAAUGCAAUUAAAUUAUAUAUAUUAUAAAAGAAUUUCAUAA
Messenger RNA from Saccostrea echinata, 1484 nucleotides. Its product is annotated as transaldolase-like. Gene Ontology annotation, biological process: pentose-phosphate shunt, non-oxidative branch; carbohydrate metabolic process; pentose-phosphate shunt. Gene Ontology annotation, molecular function: transaldolase activity. The record is from RefSeq and is a predicted model, not a curated record. Lineage: Eukaryota; Metazoa; Mollusca; Bivalvia; Ostreida; Ostreidae. The coding region runs from base 61 to 1056 and encodes 331 amino acids. Gene Ontology annotation, cellular component: cytoplasm; intracellular anatomical structure. The transcript has 9 exons.